ACACUGCGAUUCAGAUCAGUUAAAGGCUCAGGAUAACCCAUUAAGUGCUCAAACAUGCCUAUUUCCAACUCUUCCGGGUCUUCGACAAAAAGCAUCACCAGAGCAGGGUCCGAACUUGACAGAGCAGACUCUAUAACGUCUCCAAGGUUCGUGGGCAGAAGACAGAGCUUAAUAGAGGACGCUAGAAAAGAAAGGGAAGCAGCGGCCGCGGCGGAAUCGUCAGAAGCGAGCGAGCAAAUCGUUUUUGAUGAGGAGGACGGUAAAGCAUUGCUCAACCUUUUCUUCACGCUUCGAAGUUCUAAGAUCCCCGCACUCUCUCGUGCUCUCAAGGUUUUUGAGACAUUUGAGGCGAAAAUCCAUCACUUGGAAACCAGAACCAGGCGGAAGCCAAAGGACAGCCUCGAGGAUCUAGAGUACUUCGUGCGUUGCGAGGUUCAUCUGGCUGACGUCAGCACUCUCAUCAGCUCUAUCAGGAGGAUUGCGGAAGAUGUCAGAACCACCAAAGAAGUUAAAUUUCACUGGUUUCCAAAGAAAAUUUCAGAGCUGGAUAGCUGUCAUCACCUGGUCACAAAAUUUGACCCAGACUUAGACCAAGAUCACCCGGGAUUUACAGAUCCGGUCUACAGGCAACGAAGAAGGAUGAUCGGAGAAAUCGCCUUCAGAUAUAAGCAUGGUGAACCAAUCCCAAGAGUGGAAUAUACUGAAGAGGAAAUUGGCACGUGGAGGGAGGUGUACUCCACGCUGAGGGACCUAUAUACCACUCACGCAUGCAGUGAACACUUGGAGGCUUUCCGGCUACUGGAGAGACAUUGUGGAUACAGCCCCAAUAGCAUUCCUCAGCUGGAGGAUGUGUCCCACUUUCUCAAAGAGCGCACAGGGUUCCAGUUGCGGCCGGUGGCGGGCCUCCUCUCAGCGCGGGACUUCCUGGCCAGCCUGGCCUUCCGCGUGUUCCAGUGCACUCAGUACAUCCGUCACGCGUCCUCGCCCAUGCACUCGCCUGAGCCGGACUGCGUUCACGAGCUCUUAGGCCACGUCCCCAUGCUGGCUGACCGAACAUUCGCCCAGUUUUCUCAGAACAUUGGCCUUGCAUCACUGGGAGCUUCAGAGGAAGACAUAGAGAAACUCUCGACACUCUACUGGUUCACUGUGGAGUUCGGGCUGUGCAAGCAGGGCGAUGGUGUGAAGGCAUAUGGAGCUGGCCUCCUCUCCUCCUAUGGAGAGCUGGUGCACUCGCUCUCGGACGAGCCGGAGAGGCGGGAGUUCGAUCCCGAGGCCGCCGCCGCGGAGCCCUACCAGGACCAGAACUACCAGUCCGUCUACUUCGUUUCCGAGAGUUUCACCGACGCAAAGGAGAAACUCAGGGUGUAUGCGGCGGGCAUCAACAGGCCAUUUUCGGUGAGGUUCGACCCCUACACCUACAGCAUAGAGGUCCUGGACAACCCCCUUAAGAUCCGCGGGGGCCUGGAGUCUGUGAAGGACGAGCUGAAGGUUCUCACGGACGCGCUCAACGUGCUAGCGUAGCACCAACGCUAGGCCGACGCUGCAGUCCGUCCGCUGUCCGCUCUUUCACGUGUACCGUUUUAUUAUUAAUAUGCGCUUCUGUGUUCAUCCGCUGCAGCUGGGAUUAUACUGGGCCGAUAUAGUGAAAUAUAGAAGGUCAUUUAAACGCACAAAAACUUGAAAACUGAUAAAAGAAAGUGAAAUCGCACACUACUUUGGCACUCCUAUCUGAAUGAUCACAGGACAACACAGGAUUUUUUCACCAUCAACCGAUCAGACUAGGAAGACCCUUAUGUAUUUGAGCAUUGUCCUGUGUGUACGUGUGUGCGCUAAUAAAGCUAAUUAUUUGGGCGCACAACAGGUAUGUGUGGACUUUAUUUAAUCUUAUAGCAAGGAUAAACUUGAAACCUCAGAUUGGAUGAAUUUCCAAAGGCUGAGGUGGAGCAAGUUUGUAUUCAAAUAAGUGCUUAAUGGGGCUUAGUAAUUGGCAGCAUUUCCUUGCUUUAAAGGUAAGCCAAUACCAAAACGUAACACAUUUUCAGCCAUAAAUCAUUUCAGACCUGGAAUGUAUGUAUGUUUUCUGGAAAUGUAACCAUGUUGUGGUACUUCUGUGUGUCAUUAAAAUUAAAAACAUCAAUCAAUUCAAGAACUAUGUUCAUUACAAUCGCAUGUGUAUAAAAUAUGAAUAAAUAUAGUGUUUUGAUUAUAGUUCUCAUUUAUUAAUUUAAUUUAAAGCUAUCUUUCUUCCUGUGAACAAAGUUUACAUAGUUCUGAAAAUUAAUAAAUAGAAAUGUGUUUCUUUGCAAUUAAAUGGCCAUUUAAAACAUGUUUUAUUGCUCUACCUAACCAUUGGCGAAGUAAGGAAAAUACUGCUUCUAUAUAAUAGAUGCAAUUAAAUAAAACCAUUUUAAAAAUC
Anguilla anguilla (European eel) is the source of this 2416-nucleotide messenger RNA. RefSeq names its product tyrosine hydroxylase (gene th). Gene Ontology annotation, molecular function: tyrosine 3-monooxygenase activity; iron ion binding. Gene Ontology annotation, cellular component: axon; cytoplasm; perikaryon. The record is from RefSeq and is a predicted model, not a curated record. The transcript has 13 exons. Gene Ontology annotation, biological process: dopamine biosynthetic process from tyrosine. Bases 55 to 1521 code for a protein of 488 amino acids. Lineage: Eukaryota; Metazoa; Chordata; Actinopteri; Anguilliformes; Anguillidae.